Molecule: messenger RNA, 2493 nt
Organism: Otolemur garnettii (small-eared galago)
Lineage: Eukaryota; Metazoa; Chordata; Mammalia; Primates; Galagidae
Gene: CARHSP1
Product: calcium regulated heat stable protein 1
Exons: 4
Coding region: 46-489 (147 amino acids)
Biological process (GO): regulation of mRNA stability
Cellular component (GO): cytoplasm
Molecular function (GO): mRNA 3'-UTR binding
Source: RefSeq, a predicted model, not a curated record
CGGAGUGAAGCAGCUGGAGGAGCCGAACCAGUCGCUAGGUCAGCCAUGUCAUCUGAGCCUCCCCCACCGCCACAGCCCUCCACCCAGCAGGCUUCGGCUGGGCUACUGAGCACCCCUCAUAAUCGCGAGCGCUCACCAUCCCCUCUUCGGGGCAAUGUGGUCCCAAGCCCACUGCCCACUCGUCGGACAAGAACCUUUUCAGCGACGGUGCGAGCUUCACAGGGCCCUGUGUACAAAGGAGUCUGCAAAUGCUUCUGCCGAUCCAAGGGCCACGGCUUUAUUACCCCGGCUGAUGGUGGCCCUGACAUCUUCCUGCACAUCUCCGAUGUGGAAGGGGAGUAUGUCCCAGUAGAAGGCGACGAGGUCACCUUUAAGAUGUGCUCCAUCCCACCCAAGAAUGAGAAGCUGCAGGCUGUGGAGGUUGUCAUCACCCACCUGGCACCGGGCACCAAGCACGAGACCUGGUCCGGACAUGUCGUCAGCUCCUAGGAGAUGCUUGAAGCGCCCCUUUUGCUGGGCCUGUGGGAGACUUUGUGGGGGAGGAGGAAGCAGGACCACACGGAGAUGACUUUGUAGCACAUGAGCUGGGGAUAUCAAGGGGGCGGGGAGCAUGGUCCCUUUCAAGUACCUCCUGGAGAAAGGGGGGGCAGGUCCGGGGGUGCUCUCGGCCACCAGCAUGGCCUCUGACCAUCGCAACAACCUCUCACCAUCUGAACAGCAUUAAAAGCAUUUGAAAAGGGGAGGUGCCCACUGGUGGCUGAGUAGAGGGGGUAAGCCCAGCCCAAGGGGUGGGUGGUAGUGUUUCCCCAUGGCCCAGAGAAGCAGGCUCGGCCCAGAGUCUCUCUUCCAGUUGGAUCAGUUGGAUUUGGGGACUCCAGAUCCCCAGGGGGGUGACAUGGCCCCUGUGUGACUUCUCCAGAGUGGAUUUCUGCCUGAGGGCCCCUCUUGGUUCUCUCCUGGGACAGGGCAGAAUAGUCUUCUCAUUAUUGGCUUGAUUGGUUCUAGGGUGAGCUGGCUUUAAGGAGGGUGGGCAAAGUUGGGGGGGGGUGGUCUUUGGAUUGGAGAGAUGUUGCCUUUUGGUGCCUUUGCAUGGGAGGCGUCCCAGGAAUCUGUCAGGGAAGACACUUUGUUUGGGAGCCUUGACCCCUGGGCUCUGUGGUCUUUGGUGCUGGGAGGCUGAACCCAAACUCCUCUCAGAACCUCGCCUGUCCCUCUGUCUGCUGGUUGAGUGUCCACUUAGUGGCCAUUUUAUGGCCUUUGUCCUUAGGUGCUUCUUGGGGGGUGGUGGUGGACAUGGGUAGCAGAAGGAUUCAUGGAGAGGAGGGUCUCUAGAUGCAUCUAGAAGAGAGUAGGUAGCUGGUUUCCUGACAGACUGGUAAAGUUGAAGGAGAAAGACACCUUUGGUGAGGGGUUUUCUUUAAAACUGCCAUUAGGAAAUGUGUAAGGAUUUUGUUUUUCCUCAUUUUCAAUAACUGAAGCUCUCGCUCUGGGCCGGCUCUGUAUGCACCUUGCUGACAUUGCAAAUUUUUAUAGGUAUUUCUAGUAAAACAAAUCCUUAGGAUUUUCUUUGCUGUGGGUUUUGGUUUGGCUUUAGUUGUGAUUGGAAAGUAGAAAUUGGGUGACAUUUUGAAAUACAGGCAUAUGGCCUAUACAUAGUCAAGGAUUUGCUCCUCAAAUUGGCGCAAACCAAUGGAGGGUUUACUCCGUGGCAAACCCUUUGAAACAGUGGCUUUUGGGCGGACAACAACAGGGACUAAUGACUUCAUCAGGUGUCUUCACCCUGUGGAUGCUUCCUUUGAAAGAGCGUGGAAGAGAGCAGCUUUAAGACAGUGCAUUGAUUGUGUGUGUGCGGGAGACUCAUGGCUGUUCCUGUCGAACUUAAGUUCAUGGUUAUUUUUUCCUGGCCUGCUGUGCACCUUGGGCAGCACCCCAGACCCUGCUCUCCCGUCUCCACCCCUGCUGGGUCAAAGGUGGCCUUUCCCUUCCAGCCUUGGAUGAUUCCCCAGGUGGCUCCCCAGGGGCCUUUGUGUUAAAUACAGACCAUACUUCCAGAGCCACUUCUGAGGCUGAGCACCCUCUUCUCCCUGUGCUGCCCUUGAGUCUCUUGCUUUGUUCUGGCCUUGGCACUGUCUGGGCGCUCUGUGCCCCCACAUGCUGGUGCUCUAGCACAUUGCCCGACAACAAGCUCAGGAGUUGCAUUCUGCUAUUCAGAGAUGACCUUUGGAUUCUGUCCAUUGGCAGAAUCCUUUGUAAAUGGCUCUUGCUCUAUCCUUCCUGUGUGACCACAUUUUUUCCAAUUAAUGAUUAUUCCACAGGGUGUUAAAGGGACAUGGAUUCUCAGUUGACAGGUGGGAAAUUGCUUGAGGCUCUGGGAGAGAAGAGACGUGUGCUGUUGGCUGGUGGCCAAGCUGGAACUAGAAUCCAGGAUUCUCAAGUCCAGGUCUUUUCUUCUACCAGUCACGUUUUUUCUCAAUAAAGUUUGGUUUUGUGCAA